UUGAAUUGGUCUAGUAAAACAUUUGUAAACAGUGAAUGAGCGUCUCAUUCGUUGUGCAUGUGUACGUGUUUCAUUCUUCGCAUAAUGAAACGGCGACUAUAAAUCGCUAUUGUUUCUAACAUAUCUAUAUGCGGCAAAGAAGUGUUCAAAAGAAGCACAUUAUCGUCACAAAAUAACAAGAAUAUGCUGCACAAAGCCUCGAAAUGAAAUACAACACGAUUCAAAGAAACAAGUGAAACGAUAAAUUAAUACAACGAGAAGAUGGUCAACAAUGCGCCCGAAACUAGUGAAAUUGAAAAGGAUUCAAAUAGUGGCAACGAUGACAAUGGAAAUGGACUUACACUAAGUGGCUGUAGCUCAAACGACGAUGUCAAUCCUUACAAAAGUUAUGCAAGGCGACGAAAAUGUAAUGAAAAUGUACAAGUUUCUGAAAAACAGAAAAAACGUGAAUCAUAUCAGCGGAUUUCGAUAAUUUUACGUAAGAGCGAAGAAACACGAACGUCCGAUGAACUCAAACAAUUGGAAGCAAACGCAGAUAUUGUGCGUCAGAUUAUCAAGCGUCGCGAACACAUUGCUAAUACGCGUGAACGAGUAUUGGAAAAAGAAGAUCCACCGGAAGUGAUUGAAGAAAAAGCGAAAAAAUUGGCCAAUGUUUUAUCUCGGGCUCAACAUUUGGUUGUAUACACUGGUGCCGGCAUAAGUACAUCAGCUCAAAUACCCGACUAUCGCGGCAGUCAAGGUAUUUGGACUUUGCUGCAACAGGGGAAAAAAAUUGGCGAAUAUGAUUUAUCACUUGCUGAUCCAACAUUUACACAUAUGUCGCUAUAUGAACUACAUCGUCGCAACAUUCUACGUUAUACGUUAUCACAAAAUUGUGACGGUUUACAUUUGCGGUCAGGCCUACCGCGUCGGUUGCUCAGCGAAGUUCAUGGUAAUAUGUACAUCGAAGUAUGUAAAUAUUGUAAGCCAAAUGUUGAAUAUUGGCGAAGUUUUGAUACAACGGAACUCACAGCCCGGUACAAUCAUAAAACAAACAGACGGUGCCAUUUUUGCUUCAAACCACUCAUCGAUACCAUUGUACACUUUGGUGAACGAGGACGUUUGAAGUGGCCGCUAAAUUGGGAAAUUGCGUGUAAAAACGCCGAGAAGGCUGAUGUGAUUUUGUGUUUGGGCUCAAGUUUAAAAGUACUCAAGAAAUACUCAUGGCUUUGGCAAAUGGAUCGACCGAAAAACAAACGACCUAAAAUCUACAUUGUAAAUUUGCAAUGGACACCGAAGGAUAAGAUCGCAUCGCUCAAAAUCAAUGGAAAAUGUGAUGAAGUCAUGAAAUUGGUGAUGAAGUAUAUGAAUAUUAAUGUCGCUCCUUAUAAUCGUGUGAAAGAUCCGAUUUUUGCACAUGUAAGCCGACUACUGCCAGAAGAACAGCACACCGUUUCACAGCCAAUGCUAAAACAUCAUACCGAUGAAUUGCUGAUAAAACAAGAAGUCAAAAAUGAAAUCAACAAAAGCAUGUACGAUGAAAAUACUCCCAAGAGUGAGACCGAUGCGAAUAAUGAUGAGAGUAAAGUGGAAAAUGCGCAAAAUAAAAAUUACAUAAAAGCCUCGGAUGACAUUAAAAGUGAAAAUAUUAAGAACAACACCGAUGCAGCUACUACGCAUAAUUUAAAAACAAAUAAAAAGUCUGACAGUUGCCAAGAAAAUGCUGUGGAAAUGAAAUUAAAGGAAAAUGAAUACUGUUUAAGUGAAAGAGAGCCAAAAGACUGUUUACGCACUGAUAAUGUUGAUGCAAAACUACCUCCAAACAGUCAUAUCGAAUUAAAUACAACCCAACCCAACAUACAAAGUCAUGAGAUCUCACCACAUGACACAACUAAAGCAGAAACCAUGGAAUUGAUGCGAAUGAAAGAUGAAGCCACAACAAAUCAUAAUCUGAGCGUACAACAUAAUAAUAUGAAAUCGGAGCUCAAAUUUGAAAAAGGAGAUGGCGAUGAGAAACAAGAUGAAGGUUAUUUAAAAUCGCUUAUCAAUUGCUAUCGAGCAAUAGAAGGUGUAGUACCACAUUGGUACGAUGUAAACUAUGCGUAUUCGGGACUGCAUAGCAUUAUAAAUCCGCCACCAAAUGAAGUCGACAUUUGGAGCAGAAUAGUCAUACCAAUUCAUCAGCUGAAUCGUAAUUUAGCUGAGUGUGAAUUCUGUUUUGACAAUUACGCUGAGGAUAAGUGCCAAUUCUAUCAGCCACUUCAAGAGUUUCAUGUGUCGGUCACGCGACGUCGUAACGGCAAACGUAUUCUAUGUGAAUGCUGCGACUAUGAUAAUGACAUUGACGAGGAACAAACUUCGUUAGAUGAAAUCGAUGGCAGCGAAGGGCCAAAAACAAACUCCGAAGAAGAUGACACUGAUUCAAGCCGUACAAAACGACUCAAAGUCGAUCAUUCGACUACAGCGAAUAAUAUGACUCAACGUGUUGUACAACCUGGGUGGUAUGGCAAAGGCUAUCGUAAAACGGCGAAACGCAAGAAAACACGACGGAUUCAAUUACGGUAGAUUCAUGCUACUAUAUUUCAGUUUGAUUUGUUUAUACAACAGAUUUUGAUUUCAAAAUUAAUUGCGAUGUUUAAUCGAAAAGUGUUCUUUUCUGUUUUUUUUUUUUGU
Molecule: messenger RNA, 2652 nt
Organism: Contarinia nasturtii (swede midge)
Lineage: Eukaryota; Metazoa; Arthropoda; Insecta; Diptera; Cecidomyiidae
Gene: Sirt7
Product: NAD-dependent protein deacetylase Sirt7
Exons: 6
Coding region: 262-2544 (760 amino acids)
Molecular function (GO): NAD+ binding
Source: RefSeq, a predicted model, not a curated record